AUGAGUACUAGAGCCAAACGACCUUUGAACGGUGUCCGAGAUUCAGGUUUUGUGGGACUUCGUUCGUCUAUGACUUUGGAUGAGGUAGAUUGCGAAAGAAGAGGAUAUAAGCUUACAAAAACAGUUCUAGGUACAGGAGCUUAUGCCAAAGUGAAGCUUGCCUAUGUGAUGGAAAGUAAAGUGGAGAGGGACAAAAGACUGGCCAGUGAUCUCGAAGAAAAAGGACAUAAUAUGGUAGGAAAAGUAGCCUUUAGUUAUUCAAACGCAGGAGUCUAGUCUAACUUGACCGACGUUGAUGUAGUUUUUAAGCUUUUUAAUUUUGCUUUCGUCACGCUGCGCCACUUCAUGAUACCGUAACUUUAGUGGACCAACGCGAUUCCUCGGGGGAGUAAAACACGACAGCACUGGGUAGUUUUUGGCGUUAACUGGAGGUUUCGUCCUGUUGCAAGUUCGCCCCUCUUCUUUCCUUUUCUAUUUCCUAAUGUUUUUUGUCACUUUGGUAGGUUGCGAUUAAAGUUGUUUGUAAGAAAAAGGCGCCUCCAGAAUAUCUGUCCAAGUUCAUGCCUCGAGAAAUCGACUCCCUAAACUCAACCUGCAGACAUCACAAUGUGGUAAGGGGAAUUAUCUACUUCAACAAAGAUUGUCCUUAAACUUAACUGACCGAGACACUUCUCUGUUAUUUUCUUUAACUCCUAGAAGUGAUUAACACGUAACUUCUCCCUUUGAUAUCCAGCGAGAAUACUCAAAUUUCUCAGGUAUAAUUUUCUAUCUUGAUGUAACAUCAAAUUCUCAUAACUAAUUUGCGAGGAAAUGUGUAGCAGCUACAGGGGAGAAUUAACAAUCAGAUCUUGGGAGUUAAAGGGUUGAGAAACCUCAAGUAACAAACUAAUAGGGAUGUGCCCCUGGAUAGGGUGGCAUUUUCACGACUGGAUUGAUUAUCAUGGGGUUGCAUUUUCAAUAGAGUUACCACAAUGGGGUCGCACAUUUUCUAGGUAAGAAAAUUAUGUCAAGUAGGGAUUUAAAAAUGGGAAGAUUCGCGGUUAAAAAGUUUUAACUGUAUUACCAAAAGUGGUCUACAUAAUUGGACAAAACCUAGACCAUAAAAAGGUGAGAGUUUUGAGAGGCCAGCAACAAUUGACCCUAGCAAACCCCUGCCCCCGCCCUCUCAAAGGAAGAUGGGAUAAUCGCAGGAUCUCAUUUAUCUCGUCCAAUGAAUUUUGAUCCCAAGAUUCAACUUUACGAAACGUUCCACACGGAAUCAAAGAUUUAUCUCGUCAUGGAGUAUGCUUCAAGAGGAGACUUGCUGGAUUUUAUUAACUCGCGAUCCAGAAAAGGGGUAGGGAUUGGAGAGGAACUGGCAAAAAAUCUGUUUAGACAGAUCGCUGAAGGAGUUGCACACUGUCAUCGGAGAAACGUUGUACACAGGUUAGAUGAAGAAUUGUUUUAAAGAACACUGAGACGAAAAUCAAAUGGACUAGUCUCCAUCUGUUGUUGUUUUUAUUAUUUUUUAGUUUAGUAUGGUCUUGCAUGAAGUUAUUAGUUGUAGCAUUCUGUAUUUAUUUUCUGUAUUUAUUUCUCAUACCACAUGAAAUAAACACUUGUGUAACGUCAUUGUAUAUUCCUUUCUUAGCAUUCGGGUUGCGCCGGAUUGGGUUGUUUUAUAAAAGUUUGAAGAUACGAGUGACAGCGAGAAGGCCUUGUUUUUACGCAAUGAAAAAAGAAGUUGUGAUUAAUUGAUUGUAAUACUUCGCUGUUGCAGGGAUCUCAAAUGCGAGAACAUUUUACUUGAUCAAGAUAACAUUGUUAAAGUAUCAGGUACGCGUAAUGAACGUUUAAGAAUGCAGAUUACAAUUGCACAGUCACAUGAGCCUGCGUUGUGUUCUAAGGGGAGAUUGCGCUCCUUUACCCUAGAGGGCAUCCGAUAAAACCACGCUUAGCCUGAUAAAAAAAAUAGAUGGAUCAUGCAGGGUCGAACAUGAAAAUGAUAUUGCGGGUUGUAACUCCUAUGCAAUUCACGUGUUGUCUACUGAGAUUGGGAGCGUCGUUCUAAGGAGUCCAAAGUUCCCUGGUGUAUAUUUGGUUACAUCGUGUCAACGCCAAACACGGCGAAACGACAUUGAGCCCACUAGUUUUGCCAUACUUCGCUCGCGCAAUGCAUCCUCUCAACUCUAUCAAAUGCAAAACUAAAACCAAUCACCAUCACUUGUUUUAACUUGGAGUUCUCAUUCGCUCCUCGUAAAAGUUACCGUUGCUCUGAUUGGCUUUGGUGAUUGUUUUAGCUUUCAUUUCACGCCACUCAAUCGCUGCGCACUCCAAGCUACUGGGUGCGUGCCGGUGGUCAAAAGCCACCCUGUGGUAACUUGUGUAUGUAUUCAACUACAAUUUUUUGUAAAAUGUCGUGGAAUUUGGUGCAAGUGUCGUGUAACUUGAUCGUUGUUCAACAGAUUUUGGAUUUGCCACUCGCUAUCCCACGAACAAGUGCAAACUGCUUUCUACUUUCUGUGGAUCGUACGCAUAUGCUGCCCCAGAAAUACUGCAGGCGCAGAAAUACGACGGAAAAUGUGCAGAUGUGUGGAGCAUGUAAGUGUAGCAAGGAAAAUUAUUAUGGUUAGGAAAGUAAGAAGGAGAUGGAGGAGAACGAAACUAGAAGAAGUGAGACCUCCUCAAUGUUCCAUUGUUUCCAUCAACCUCUAACGUACAUUUAUAGUCUACAGUCAGCCGACUGACAGCUUACUUUCGAGGCGAUUUCUCUCGUCAUAUCGUUUGCUCAAGGUCAUGCAAGAGGGGGUCUGACGGUAAAGUUAAUGCCCUUAAUGGGGUCCAGGCCCCAGUUUUUCGAGGGGUGGAUAAUGGCAUCUCUAUCCACUUCUUUGCUUGAUAGCGAUUUAUCGCGUAGGAUAGCGUCAUUUGCCCUUCAACAACGGGGACGAGGUUGCCUGGUAUGGUGAGUUUUACGUGUUAAAUCGCGUUAUCAUAGCGUUUGUGUAUGCCACCAGGAACAAUUCUUUUAAGGAAUACCGUUAUCUAGACGAUUCGAUAAGAUAAAUACGGCACAAAGUCAGCUCUUUUUACUUAAGUCACUUCAAUCUAUCCUUUGUUUUUUUGCAGGGGUGUUAUUUUGUUUGCCAUGGUAUGCGGUCGGUUGCCAUUUAAUGACAAGAGCCUUCACUCACUGAUCGUUCAGACGAAAAUGAAAUUAGCAUUUCCUAGCAGAGCCACGUGCUCAGCAGGUAAAGAAUACAUGUAUAUCUAACAAAAAUCAAAUAAACUCAUACUCUGACUGACGCAGACGAGGUAGCAAGAACGAUUGCUGCAUGUGUGCUAAAACCGCCCGUUGAAAGGAGGCGCGCUUAAGAGUGGUGCUCGCUCACGUUUCAAACUUGUUUCCAAGUAGGAUAACUUUACAGUCAAAGUUAUUCUUUUUUCUUCCAGAAUGUCAGCAUAUUAUUCGCAGCAUUCUUGCGUGGGACCCCCGAAAGAGGAUCACCAUUCCUCAGCUUUUAACCCACGUUUGGCUUUCUGGUGAAAUACUCAAGGUGAGUGGGAAGGACGGAUGACGUUGAGAGCUCUUACCACACCGCACAAAGAAAAAAAACUGAACAUAAAUCGACGUUCAGAUAGACCCGUGUGGGUUGUAAAAUGACUGGAAAUCAGGCGUUCGUUUUCAUUACCUCUUUCUGCUUUGUUGUUUUUGUUGAAUGACAAAAAUGAAGAGGUUUGACAAGAGGGAGGGUGUCAUCCCACACGUCCGCCACGAGCACCCUUGGUAUUCACCACGUACCUCUAGCUUCCAGUAUUUGCUCUGAUUACAUUAGAUUGGCGCGAACGACAGACCGGAGACAGACUAGUCGUCUUAUUUUGCUUGUACGGUAACUAACUGCCAUUGAGCUGCAAUAUCAACUCGAUACCUCAUCUUGCAAAGAUGAAACUUAGAAUCAAAGUUCUAGCACCUUUAAAAGUCAACUCUCUUCCUCGAUUGCCCACGCUAUAGCCUGUUUCAGGCCCUCAGUUUUUUUGUAAGGACGAGCGAAAAAACGAGGCGAACUUCCGUAAAAAAGCUAGAAAUUGAGGACCUAGGAGGACCCCGGAGAGGAAAGAAAGGAGUCCCCACUCUUCCUCAGAUUCAGACCUUUUAACCCUUUAACUGACUGACUUAUAAUUUCUCCUUAGAGUAUCACCCUUGAAUAAAAUGUACGGGUCAUGAGAAUAAAGGAAGUGAUCACCAAGCUCCUGAUUGCAAAACAAAUUCUCCUUGUUAGCACUAAAGGAAAUGUUAAGAGGCCAGUGUGGGGAAAUGACUACCAAUGUUAAGCUGUAAAGGGUUAUUUAACUGUCUCCACUUGACGAUAAUCUGGCACAGAAAAGUUACACUAAUAAAAGUUCUCUCGAACUUAUUGUGAACAAAAUGAUUGUUGUUGUACUUUAUUUGCUCAAAAGGUAUCAUCUGUCAACGCUCAAAGUACAAAAGAAAGAAACCCUCUCACUUUGACCUCCAUUCAAAGGGAGAUCGAGCGCGUUCUUGAGAAACAAAAAGGAUCUCAACCAGAGAGGCUGACUCCUGCGAAGCAGACAGAGGUGUUCAGCACACCAAAAACACCAGGUAAAUAAUAUCAGGGGGUAUGAAUUAAAACAACUCUUUGGCAAAUAAAAAAAAGGUAUCGUCAUACAGAAGGAGUGGUAAGCCAGAAGAUAGAUGGUUGAAAUAUUUUAAUGAUAGGAUAUUCUAUCGGUGACAAAAACGACGUCUGUCAGUGACGAGGAUCAUUCGAAGAUUUCCGAACAUUUCCGAUAAUGACACGAACUGAUUGGCCGUUGUCAUCACUUAGAUUUUAGUUCUCCUCUCCUGCAACGCUCAAUCGAAAUUGCAUCUACGUAAUUCUCAGUGCUCUCUACACAAGCUUUCCAUAUCUGUCACCUUUGCCUUUUAGUUCCAAAACAUGGAUGGUCUUCCUCACGUAACACACCUGAGCCCUACACUGCCGCAAAGCUCCUGCACAAAAGGGACUACAGACUCCCCACGAAGUCCCCUGCGCCAGAGGCCAUUAUAAUAGACAGCCCUGGAAGAGAAACGCCGAGUAUGGAUCCGCCCAGAAGCUCCACGCCUUGUCCUCGAAGCUUCACACCAUCGCCUCAACCAAGAAUGCCCAAAAAGCCAGAACUAGCUGUAAAAGUAGCUCAAUUACUCACGGAGUCUGGAUACCAGACCAGAUCAACCAACCUCAGCCGUGAAACGUACGCGAUUAUGAAUAAGGCGCUGCAUGCUUCUCAACGGAGCGCGCAGACCAGGAACGAGACCCGGAGCACACAACGAGUAUGGAAGUACGUUACAAAUUCAUCUUCUAACAAAAGAAGGGGAGUCACGCCACUUGAAGGUAGGGUAGUAUUGUUUAAGGAUAUGAUCACAUCAAAGAUUUCUUUUCUUAAAUUCGUUUUUCCGCCUCCAGGUUCAAUCAGUCAGCCCCUAAAAUUGACCAGCUAGUUAACUAGUCAGUAAGUCCUUCUGUUAGUCAGAAAUUCAGUCAGUCAGCUGUUCAGUCGACCAGCCAGUCAGUCGAUGAUCAGUCAGUAAGUCAGUCAGCUAAACUGUCAGUGAGUCAGUCAGUCGGUGAUUCAGUCAGUCAGUGAGCCAGUCAGUUAGUGAGCUGGUCAGUCAGUCAGUCAGUGAGCCGGUCAGUCAAUGAGCCAAUGAGUGAGUGAGCGAGUCAGUCAGCGAGUCAGUGAGUCAGUCAGUGAGCCUGUCAGUCAGUGAGCCUGUCAGUCAGUGAGCCAGUCAGUCAAUGAGCCAGUCAUUCAGUGGUUAAGUCAGUUAGUGAGUCAGUCAGUCAGUCAGUGAGCCAGUCAGUGGGCCAGUUAGUCAGUCAGUUAGUGAGCCAACCAGUCAGUCAGUGGGUCAGUCAGUCAGUCAGUCAGCCAGUCAGUCAGUGAGUCAGUGAGUCAGUCAAUCAAUCAGUCAGUUAGCGAGCCAGCCUGUUAGUCAGUAAGUCAGUCAGUCGAUUAGUCAGUCUGUCGAUCAGCCAGUCAGUAAGUCAUUCAGUUAGACGGUCAGUCAUUCUGUCACUGUUACUUUGUGAUAUAGUAUAUGUCGCAUUUCUUGUAUAGUCUCGGAUGUAACUCCGUCACCUAAGUCCAAGAACCAAACCGCAGCAAAUACAAACUUAACUUCUGUGUGUCUGAACACUGUCGCUCCUGAUCCACCCGCGAAGGAAAGGCUAUCUAAAACCGUGUUGCCCUGGCGCCAAAUGAACCUCUUUCAGAGAGACCCAGCGCGCAGUCCUCUGAUGGAGUCCAACCAAACCAGGGGGAUGUCUUCCACGCAAGCGCAAACGACCACUAGACAAGAAAGUGCAAGAACAUCCAGAAGCAAAGAGGCCCAAGUAACUAAAACCUGCAAACCUUAUUUGAUGAACCUGGCUAUUCCAAACCACUCUAAUGCGAGUGCAAGAGUUUUACGCAUUCCUGCUUCAACAAAGGACUCCGUAAGACAUCCAAAGACAAAACAGAAAAACUCCAGAAAUGGCUCAGUUCUGAACCGGUUUAAUGACCAAAACGGCAGGGAAAGAGUGAACAGUGGUUCACCUAGAAACGUAUCUUCAACGAGAGGCUCGCAACAUGGCUGCACUCCAGAUAGCACUAACAAAAAACGCGUGAGAUUUCUACAAGACUCGCGCCAAAACUAA
This is a messenger RNA of Pocillopora meandrina, 6677 nucleotides long. The record is from the annotation of a GenBank genome assembly. NCBI's taxonomy places the organism in Eukaryota, Metazoa, Cnidaria, Anthozoa, Scleractinia, Pocilloporidae.